AUGGAAGAUUACAAAGUUACGAGUACUUCAAUGAAUCAAAAGGAAUUUUUUUCCAAAGAUGAUGGAACUGAAAAGGUGGAUGAGGCAUAUUAUAGAAGUCUUAUUGGCUGCUUGAUGUAUUUGACUGCAACUAGGCCUGAUAUUCUGUAUGCACUGAAAUUUUUUUUGUCUCGGUUCAUAUAUUGUGCAAGUGAUUUACACUUGAGAGAAGCUAAAAGAAUUGUCAGAUACAUUAAGGGAACUAUCAACUAUGGUGUUAAGUUUCACAAAUGUCAGAAGUUUAGACUUAACAGAUUCUCCAAUAGUGAUUGGGGUGGUGCACUUGAUAUGAAGAGUACUUCAGGUUUCUGUUUCAAUCUUGGGUCGAAAGCUUUCUCUUAG
Molecule: messenger RNA, 381 nt
Organism: Solanum pennellii
Lineage: Eukaryota; Viridiplantae; Streptophyta; Magnoliopsida; Solanales; Solanaceae
Exons: 1
Coding region: 1-381 (126 amino acids)
Source: RefSeq, a predicted model, not a curated record